This is a messenger RNA of Phyllopteryx taeniolatus (common seadragon), 2981 nucleotides long. It is a transcript of the gene aqp7, whose product is annotated as aquaporin 7. Gene Ontology annotation, biological process: water transport; glycerol transmembrane transport. The transcript has 5 exons. The coding region runs from base 259 to 1236 and encodes 325 amino acids. Gene Ontology annotation, cellular component: plasma membrane; basolateral plasma membrane. The record is from RefSeq and is a predicted model, not a curated record. NCBI's taxonomy places the organism in Eukaryota, Metazoa, Chordata, Actinopteri, Syngnathiformes, Syngnathidae. Gene Ontology annotation, molecular function: water channel activity; urea transmembrane transporter activity; glycerol channel activity.
GAGAGUGAGAGAGAGAGAGAAGAGUGCACAGAAGGCGUGACAUUAGAUUAGAGGACAGAGGUGCCUGUUGGAGAGUCUACCAUUUGUAUUUGUGGACUAUGUGGGACAGCAUGUUCAUUCUUUAAGUCUGAACUCAGAAUCUCUUUGAAUUCCAGCUUUGCUUUUAGACAUUAUCAACGUAGUAUUGCAAGACAAAGAGGUCCAAUGAGAGAAUCGGUCAAACUCCAAUAAGAAGAAAUUAAAGACUUAGAUCGAGGGAUGUCUCAGCGAAAAGGACCACUUCUUACUCGACCUUUUCGAUUAAGGAAUGAAAUGGUUCGUGUGGGACUUGCUGAAUCUCUAUGCACAUAUGUAAUGAUGGUGUUUGGCCUUGGCUCUGUGGCGCAGGUCGUGACUGGACAAGGAGCAUUCGGACAUUACAUAAGUAUCAACCUGGGCUUUGGGCUGGGUGUUGCAAUAGGGGUUCACGUUGGAGGGAAAGUUUCAGGCGCUCAUAUGAACGCAGCGGUGUCCUUCGCCAUGUGUGCGUUUGGCCGCCUUGCAUGGAAGAUGCUCCCCCUCUAUGUAUUUUCACAGCUGUUGGGCUCCUUUUUUGCAGCAGGGACAGUUUAUGCUGUGUAUUAUGGUGAGGACACGUUGCAUGAACAAGAACAAUUGGUUCUGACCAGUUUGUCUUUUCACACUAAACGUUCUGAUUGCUUAUUGUUUGUGUUUGCAGAAGCAAUACAUGACUAUUGUGGUGGCAAUCUGACUGUAACUGGUGUAAAGGCUACUGCUAGUAUCUUUGCCACAUAUCCCGCACCUUACCUCUCCUUGUUGGGUGGAUUCAUUGACCAGGUAUUUGGCACAGCUAUGCUUCUGCUGUGCAUGAUGGCUUUGUCUGAUCAGAAAAACAAACCAGCCCCAGCAGGCAGCGAGCCGACCACCGUGGGUCUCUUGGUGCUACUCAUUGGCAUUUCUCUGGGCAGCAACAGUGGCUACGCAAUCAACCCCACCAGAGACAUCGGACCGAGGCUCUUUACGGCCAUUGCAGGCUGGGGCCCUGACGUGUUCAGGGCUGGAAAUGGUUGGUGGUGGGUGCCCAUUGUUGCCCCUAUGAUUGGAGGUGUACUGGGUGCAGGGCUCUACAAAGUCUUCGUGGAAUUUCACCACCCUGGAGAUUGUGCCGGACAGAUAAAAAACUUAGAGACGCUGUCGCUGGAAAAACAAAACAUCGACACUGAUGUGUGUGUGUGAGGCCCCCCAACUAAUGAGACAUAUGGAAAGUGUCAAGCUGAGUGCACAUGCGUACAUACCAAGACUACUCUGAUAGGACGAUCCAUAAAGAAUGACGCAAAAACAGGAAUUGGCUGACCAGUUCAGGCUGUACCCCACCUCUCACCCGAAGAUAGGUGGGAUACGCUCCAGCAUGCUCGCGACCUUAGUGAGGAUAAGCGGAACAGAAAAUGGAUGGAUGGAUACACAACCCCAAUUCCAAUGAAGUUGGGACGUUGUGUGAAACAUAAAUAAAAACAAUACAAUGAUUUGCAAAUCAUGUUCAACCUAUAUUUAAUCUAAUACACUACAAAGACAAUAUGUUGAAUGUUCAAACGGAUAAACUUUAUUGUUUUUAGCAAAUAAUCAUUAACUGAGAAUUUUAUGGCUGCAACACGUUCCAAAAAAGCUGGGACAGGUGGCAAAAAAGACUGAUAAAGUUGAAGAAUGCUCGUCAAACACCUGUUUGGAACAUCCCACAGGUAAACAGGCUAAUUGGGAACAGGUGGGUGCCAUGAUUGGGUAUAAAAGGAGCUUCCCUGAACUGCUCAGUCAUUCACAAGUAAAGAUGGGGCGAGGUUCACCUCUUUGUGAACAAGUGCGUGAGAAAACAGUCGAACGGUUUAAGGACAAUGUUUCUCAACGUAAAAUUGCAAAUAAUUUAGGGAUUUCAUCAUCUACGUUCCAUAAUAUCCUCAAAAGGUUCAGAGAAUCUGGAGAAAUCACUGCAUGCAAGGUCAAAAACCAACAUUGAAUGCCCGUGACCUUCGAUCCCUCAGGCGGCACUACAUCAAAAACCGACAUCAAUGUGAAAAAGAUAUCGCCACGUGCUCAGGAACACUUCAGAAAACCAAUGUCAGUAAAUACAGUUUGGCGUUACAUCUGUAAGUGGAACUUAAAAUUCUACUAUGCAAAGCAAAAGCCAUUUAUCAACAACACCCAGAAACGCCGCCGGCUUCUCUGGGCCCGAGCUCAUCUAAGAUGGACUGAUGCAAAGUGGAAAAGUGUUCUGUGGUGCGAAGACUCCACAUUUCAAAUUGUUUUUGGAAAUUGUGGACGUCGUGUCCUCCGGGCCAAAGAGGAAAAGAACCAUCUGGACUGUUAUGGUUCAAAGUUCAAAAGCCAGCAUCUGUGAUGGUAUGGGGCUGUGUUAGUGCCAAUGGCAUGGGUAACUUACACAUCUGUGAAGGCACCAUUAAUGCUGAAAGGUACAUACAGGUUUUGGAGAAACAUAUGCUGCCAUUCAAGCGACGUCUUUUUCAUGGACGCCCCUGCUUAUUUCAGCAAGACAAUGCCCAACCAUAUUCUGCACGUUUUACAACAGUGCGGGUUCGUAGUAAAAGAGUGGGGGUCCUAGACUGGCCUGCCUGCAGUCCAGACCUGACUCCCAUUGAAAAUGUGUGACGCAUUAUGAAGCGUAAAAUAUGACAACGGAGACCCCGGACUGUUGAACAGCUGAAGCUGUACAUCAAGCAAGAAUGGGGAAGAAUUCCACCUACAAAGCUUCAACAAUUAGUGUCCUCAGUUCCCAAACGUUUAUUGAAUGUUAAAAGAAAAGGUGAUGUAACACAGUGGUAAACAUGACCCUGUCCCAGCUUUUGUGGAACGUGUUGCAGCCAUAAAUUUCUAAGUUCAUGAUUAUUUGCUAAAAACAAUUAAGUUUAUCUGUUUGAACAUUAAAUAUCUUGUCUUUGUAGUGUAUUCAAUUAAAUAUAGGUCAAACAUGA